ACGGACCAAUUUUAUUGCGGUUUAAUGUAUCGAUCAAUACUUGGAACCAAAUGUGCUAACGUCAAUUACGUAUAUGAACCCCUUCAUUCAUAUGUGGUUUAAUAAAUUAAUAGCAUCAACAGCUGAAAUUCCCGGUUAGAUGUGAUAAAACCAAAGCGGUUAAAAAGGGUUAAUGAGAACCAAUAUUGCCGGGUUGGCGGUUACGCCGUUUUGUGCUCUUCUGUUUUAGUUACAGCUCAAGAGACGCGUUGAUUGGAGAAGGUGAUAGAAAUCUCUUGGGUAGAGGGAGAAAAUUAGGGUUUAGAGUUGGAGAUGAGAAGAGGAACGACGAUCUAAGGAGACAAAAGAGAGUAGCUAGAUCAGGACGAAAUUCCAUAUUUCCUUCGUUUCUGUUUCUCUCUGAGAAUGAGUCAUCAAUCGCCGCCGAUCGCUGAAGUUGAUGCCACCGACGAUAUGCACGAGGCGUUGUUCGCGAAGCGAGGUUGUUGUUUCCUCAUGCCCUGCCUUGCCUCAUCUCAGCCAUCAACUCGCGGCGGAUCUGUGUGGUGGCAACGGAUCACGACCGUCGACAAACUCGAACCCGACGAGCGAUGGUGGAUCCGAGGGUGGCGGAGGAUGAGGGAGUGGUCGGAGCUCGUCGCUGGACCUAGAUGGAAGACGUAUAUCCGCCGGUUCGGACGCAGCAACUGCUGUGGAGGAGGAGGAGGGAGAGUCGGAAACAGCAGCGGAGGAUGCGGAGGUGGUGCAAUGCCUAACCGGUCAUCGGAUCAGGGUAAAUUCCGGUACGAUCAGUUGAGCUACUCGUUAAAUUUCGAUGACGGAAAUCAAACCGGACAUUUUGACGACGAGUUCCCGUACCGAGAUUACUCGAUGAGAUUCGCUGCGCCUUCCUUACCGGUUUCCACUAAAUGCUCAAUUGAUUUCGAUAGCGACAUUGAUAACAAGUGAAAGCCACGCGCUCGACUUUUUAUGUUGUCGUGUGUGAGACCAAAAUGAGAUGGCAUUUUGUUUCUUCUUCCAAUAUUUUUUUAUAAAUUAGUAUUGACUAUUGAGUAUUAUUCUGUCAUUACCAAUGUAAUUACAAAGAAAAGCACCUUUCAUCCAAGAAAAAAUUUAAAUAUAGAAAUAAUUAAACAAUUUUUUUUUCAAAA
This is a messenger RNA of Arabidopsis thaliana (thale cress), 1151 nucleotides long. RefSeq names its product NHL domain protein. Lineage: Eukaryota; Viridiplantae; Streptophyta; Magnoliopsida; Brassicales; Brassicaceae. Bases 406 to 948 code for a protein of 180 amino acids. The record is from RefSeq and is marked reviewed. The transcript has a single exon.